AUGGCAGCUGUGGCACAACCACCUCCUCUGAAAGAUGAGCUUGACAUUGUUAUCCCCACCAUAAGGAACCUUGACUUUCUUGAGAUGUGGAGGCCAUUCUUUGAGCCUUACCAUUUGAUCAUUGUGCAGGAUGGUGACCCCACCAAAACCAUCAAGGUUCCUCCCGGUUUUGACUAUGAACUCUACAACCGCAAUGACAUCAACAAGCUUUUGGGUCCAAGGGCCUCUUGCAUCUCCUUCAAGGACUCUGCUUGCCGCUGCUUUGGCUACAUGGUGUCUAAGAAGAAGUACAUCUAUACCAUUGAUGAUGACUGCUUUGUUGCCAAUGAUCCAUCUGGAAAAGCGAUUAAUGCACUUGAGCAGCACAUUAAAAACCUUCUGUGUCCAUCCACCCCAUACUUCUUCAAUACUCUUUAUGACCCCUUCAGAGAAGGAGCAGAUUAUGUUCGUGGAUACCCUUUUAGUCUUCGUGAGGGUGCACCAACUGCAGUUUCACAUGGUCUUUGGCUCAACAUCCCAGACUAUGAUGCUCCUACACAACUUGUGAAGCCUCUUGAGAGGAACACCAGGUAUGUGGAUGCUGUUAUGACCAUUCCAAAAGGCACUUUAUUCCCCAUGUGUGGAAUGAACUUGGCAUUCGAUCGUGAUCUCAUUGGACCUGCAAUGUACUUUGGUCUCAUGGGAGAUGGUCAACCAAUUGGACGCUACGAUGACAUGUGGGCUGGCUGGUGCUGCAAGGUGAUCUGUGAUCAUCUGGGACUAGGAAUCAAGACUGGUCUGCCAUAUAUAUACCACAGCAAGGCCAGUAACCCAUUUGUUAACCUAAGGAAAGAGUACAAAGGCAUAUUCUGGCAGGAAGACAUCAUUCCAUUCUUCCAGAAUGUUGUUCUUCCAAAAGAAUGCACCACUGUUCAGAAGUGCUACAUUGAGCUCUCCAAGCAAGUCAAGGAAAAGCUUUCAAAGAUAGAUCCUUACUUUGACAAGCUCGCAGAUGCCAUGGUCACCUGGAUUGAGGCUUGGGAUGACCUUAACUCUUCUAGAGCAUCUAAGGCCAAUGGCAAAGCAUAA
Molecule: messenger RNA, 1068 nt
Organism: Sphenostylis stenocarpa
Lineage: Eukaryota; Viridiplantae; Streptophyta; Magnoliopsida; Fabales; Fabaceae
Source: the annotation of a GenBank genome assembly